Molecule: messenger RNA, 912 nt
Organism: Haemonchus placei
Lineage: Eukaryota; Metazoa; Nematoda; Chromadorea; Rhabditida; Trichostrongylidae
Source: the annotation of a GenBank genome assembly
AUGUACUUCAUCAUCUCGCUAUUCUUAAUUUUCAACUUCCUCGUUAAAUGGGCAGCCGCGGAAGAACACACAAUUUACUGGAACGUGUCAAAUGUCGAUUUUCGUUUUCCUGAUGAAUCGUCAAACAGCAUCACUGUGAGCAUGGAUGAUACCUUACGAGUUGUGUGCCCCGCUGAUGGGGUCGAAAAAAGAUACUUGAAGAUUCAUAAGGUCAGUGCUUUAUCUUAUGAAUCCUGCCUUCUCGAGACACAAAAGACGCUCGUCGUUACAUGUGAUGGCAGUGAAGCAUCCAAGAAGCCCACUAUCAUAGGAGUACGGCGUCUCAGUCCGCUGCCCUCGUCUGAAUCUAUACUUUUCGAACCGGGCGAGACCUACUACUGGAUUGCAACUUCAAGUGGAGAAAAGGAGGGAAUCAAUCAAGCCCAUUACGGUAUGUGCGCGGCGGACAACAUGCGACUCGUCAUUCACGUUCGAGCACAAUCGGAUACGUCCAGCACAGAAAUCCGGACUACUACCAUUAAGAGUGUUCGGCAGGAAUUGGCACAUAUUCCAUCAGAAACUCCUGUUAACCCCAGAUUUUCUGCCAUUGCCCACUCCCUUGCAACGUAUCCACAACGACGUGAGCCGAAAAUUCCUGAUGGUGUUACGCCUGAACAAUUACAAAAGGUCGCUGCGCUUGCUCAGAAAGGAGCUACUGGCACAUUCACUUUUGGUACACCCUCAGCACAAGAUCACGAGAGAGAUGGUGGUUCUCGAGCAGAAAGCAUUUUGUGGGACACUGCUCCACUUUUGGAGAACGUAUUCAGUGGGGCGUCUGACGACUUGUUGUUGGGCUCCAAUCGAAUAGGAGAUGAAGAGGGGGCAUUCGUCGUUCACGAGGACAUAGGUGAGACUUUCUACAAUAUGACUUGA